Molecule: messenger RNA, 680 nt
Organism: Acaulospora colombiana
Lineage: Eukaryota; Fungi; Glomeromycota; Glomeromycetes; Diversisporales; Acaulosporaceae
Source: the annotation of a GenBank genome assembly
UAAUGCCUUUCAACCAAACAUUCGACGAAUUUCCUUUCCUCUAUGCAUCUGCCUCUCAGCCACAAUAUCCAUCUAGUAGCUCAUCUAUUGGCGUGAACACUCACAUAACCCCUGGCGGGUUUUCGGUUCCGGCCCAAUACGACAGUCUCUUUGAUGGUGCCUCCGCAGCCGGGAGUGAAGACGGUAAAAUGCUGAGAGAACAGUUGGGUUGGGAAGGUAGACAACUGGACGAGGCAUGCGCGGCCAAAGACAAAGGGGAAAGACCGUUCGCCUGCGAUGGGAAAUGCGGGACACCUGACUGCGGAUGUAUCUACCUCAAGAAGAAUAUUGCAAGACAUAGAAAGCAACACUGCCUGACGGCCGAGAGGCCUAAAACCGCAUACCUGGUGCUCCCUAUACAUUCAUAUAACGACAUAAUUUGUACAAAUAUUACUACUCAUAUAGCAUAUAAUAUCACUCCGAAGAAUUCAUGCCAGCUUCAGGGAAUCAAAAUCAAUACUCUCCUCCAUGGUCUUCCGUCGUUGGAUGGAGCUGCACAAAACUUCAUACAUCUGCAGCUGGAAUUUUUGAGGCUGAUUCUGAUUGCUAACGGCAAGGCCGAAUCAGGCAUCCCAGGAUUUGCAAACGGUCCGCAAGGAAUGGCGAAUCCUUUCAGAAUCCCAAUACGAGGAUUCCCAAGA